UUUAUCAAUAAAAAAAUUUGGAGGACACUCGUGACCUACAUAAAGUUUUAUUGUUUUUGUCUCCAAAUGUGUAUUAAGAAGGAUAAUUUAUUAAAAUGUUUCGAAAAUGUGUUAUCAGUUAUGUUAGUUGACAAUGGGUGAAAAUUUUAUAAGGAAUUCAUGUAUUCCUAAUUAUAGCAGUAUCUCCAAAAUUUGUCAACCUAGUCACAAGUUAACACUUACUGGCAAUUUCACUCCAUGCCAUCGUCACUUUGAUAUAACUACCUCAGGAAGACAUAGUAUGCGUCAAGACAUAUUGAAUACUGUGUUAAAGAAAACAGAAUCUAUAAUGACCGAGCACAGAAGUAGUGAUGUCAAUAAUCCUACAUAUGAAGACCCAAGGGAUGUUGUUGAAAAACCAGUGAAACCUCCUAGAAAGAGGAACGUACACGGAAUUGCAGUGACAUCACCACGAGGUAAGGAGGGAAAGUCCCUGCUCAAGGAACAGAAGCGGAAGCUGACUAAGAAGUAUGAGGGUCUGGUGACUGCGCUCAUGGAUAAAUGUGAGGAGAAUGUUGUUGUGAUUUCAGAAAAAGAAUCUCAAAUCAACAAACUAAAAGAUAAACUCAAAACUGUAUUAGAAUAUAACAGAUUAUUUGCAAAUGAAAAUGAUCGAGUGAAAAGUGAGUAUACGACAUUAGUUAGCUACGUGGAAGAGUGUAAGAGAGUUAUAAAAGAAGAGAGAGAGAAAAACGGAGAAUUAGAGAAAAAGGUGAAGAAGUUUGAGGAGAAAGUGAAACAGUAUGAAGUUCCAGAUAAAGAACAUUCUACUGCAAUACCACUAGUGGAGGUUUGUAUGAGCUGCAGCAGUCGGCAGAUCGUUCUUAACCAAGCACGUGAACAGAAUUCAAGGUUGCAGAAAGACAUGCAGGCAUUGAAGGAUGUUUUAUAUAGACUAAAUGUCCAGCUGUCCAGAUACCAAGAGCGAUUGAGGAGUGUAAAUCCUCUGAAUGCAGAUGGCAAUAUUUUUAAACCGAGCGAGAAGUACGAAGGACUCGAUUCAUUGAUAACAGCCAGCUUGGGACAGAGGCACGAAACAAAUGAAGAUGGUCACACCAAAAAUAUGUCUGAGGACGGUACAACACAAUCAGAAAGAGUAGUCGAUUUGUCUGGACUAUUAAGCGCGCAAGCUCUGGCGCCAUUAUUUGAUGCAUAUCAAGAAAAUCUACAAGAGAAAGACAAUCUUAUUUUAGACUAUGAGAAACAGUUUGAAAUAAUUAACAAGAAAUCGAAACAAAUCGUCGAAGAGAACAAGUUAUUGGUGGAAAAGGUACACGCAUUGGAAGAAGAAGUUGUGCGAACGAGACAGAACUAUAAGAAAUUGCUAGUCGAGAAAGAGACAAAUGAUGUAGAGAAAACUACGCUAUUAGAUAGGGCGGAGAGGGCGGAGUCUAAAUUAAAGGAAGUUUAUGAACUGUAUGAAGGGAAAAUGGCAGCCAUGUUCCGGGACUACGAAACGGUACAUAGGGAAUACUUCUCUGUGAAGACGGCUCUGGAAGCUUCUACGGGCAAGAUGGCGCAAUUAGACGCUAUGAGAGCUAAGACCGUACCAGCUGACUUGCACGAGAGGAGAUUAGAUGAUUGUAAGCGGUUAUUGGAAGAAUUAAAACAUCAAUAUGCCAUGGAGUCGGAACGGAAGAACGAACAAAUUAAGAAGUUGGAAGAGGAUUUACGAAAAACAGACGAUAAGUACAACAAGGUUUGUCAAGAACAUGAGGCGGUCAAAGAAGAAUUAAAGGCUGCAUUAAAAAAUGUCAGACUGUACCGCAAGGCGGCGGUCGUGUUCCGCGCGCGCGCGCGGUCGGCGGCGGCGCGCGCGCGUCGCUCGCAGCGCGCGCCGCACGCGGAGCCGCUGCGCCGCGCGCUGCUCGCACUCGACAAGAUCAAGGCUGAGAUUAAGACGGUGAAGUCCCGCGCGCAGGCUUCGCUGUCGGAGCUGGAGCGUCGCAUGUCGCACGCGCACGAGGAGCACCGGCGCGACCUCGAGCGCGCCACCCUCGCGCUGCGGCACAAGGAGGCCGUCAUACGGAGCCUCAUCGACAAGGUGGCCGACGUCGAGGAGGUCCGAUUAAGUCAAACCAAUACAAGUCGUCUGCAAGGUAUAAUCUCCGACUCGUCAGAUCGUUCCCCGAAGGCCCAAGAUAAGAAAGACAGGCCCAACGUGAAGCUGGUCCCAGGUCCCGGGGGUUAUUAUCAAGAAAAAGACGGGAAAAAGAAGAAGUGAUUUAUAUUUUGUACGACAUUUUAUCAGUUAUAUUUAACGUUGUGACAUUUUCUUCCAAACAUACAUUACUACCAAAAUCUAAUAAAAAUAGAGAUAAGAUAAAUGGAAAAUAAGACGCCGUGUUCAGAAAAAAAUAUCAGUUAUUAAAAAUUGUGAACUUUGAACAAAGAAAAUUUUUGUCUGAUAUACGUCAUGUGUG
Messenger RNA from Nymphalis io (European peacock), 2462 nucleotides. RefSeq names its product protein Cep89 homolog (gene Cep89). The record is from RefSeq and is a predicted model, not a curated record. NCBI's taxonomy places the organism in Eukaryota, Metazoa, Arthropoda, Insecta, Lepidoptera, Nymphalidae. The transcript has 14 exons. Gene Ontology annotation, cellular component: ciliary transition fiber; centriole. Gene Ontology annotation, biological process: cilium assembly; mitochondrion organization; chemical synaptic transmission. Bases 134 to 2263 code for a protein of 709 amino acids.